Molecule: messenger RNA, 969 nt
Organism: Orbicella faveolata
Lineage: Eukaryota; Metazoa; Cnidaria; Anthozoa; Scleractinia; Merulinidae
Biological process (GO): G protein-coupled receptor signaling pathway
Cellular component (GO): membrane
Molecular function (GO): G protein-coupled receptor activity
Source: RefSeq, a predicted model, not a curated record
AUGGAGGCGAACGUUACCGAAGAUGUACUCAGCUACAAAACAGUACAAAGAAUAGUUUGUACAGCUUCUCUGCACGGAGAAUAUUUUUUCUACCCACUAACAGCUGUGAACAUUGUUCUCGCCAUCACCGCAUUUCUGGAAAAUGCUGUGAUCCUCGUGGCGCUUCAAAGGAAGAAUUCCCUUCAUCCGCCAUCAAAACUCAUGUUCCAAUGCCUGGCAGUCACCGAUCUCUGUGUUGGUGUUAUUGCACAACCUCUAUUUAUCAUUCAGUUCGCGUCUGCCACACAUUGUCAUUUUCAACUUUGUUUCACCGUUUUGAGCAUCAAUGACGUGGUUGGCUCGUGUUUAAGUGGAGUGUCUUUGCUGACAUUAGCUGCAAUAAGCGUCGACAGACUUCUCGCUCUUUCUUUGGGAAUGGAAUACAAGAAAACGAUAACUUUGAAGCGAAUGCGCUUGGUGCUGAUAUUUAUAUGGAUUUUUAACAUUUCUGUUAACAGUUUAAGGCGUUUUUGGAGGUACUUUUUAAUCUCAAGAGUGACUUCUGCGGUCAUUUAUUCUUCUCUAGUUAUCUCAGCUUUCUGCUACUUUAGGAUCUAUUUCAAGCUCCGCCAUCAUAAAAAAAUUAUGCAAGAAAAUGACCAGCAAGGACGACAACUGAACGAAGAAUAUUUGAAUCGCCCUCUGAACAUAGAGCGAUACAGAAAGACCGUGUCCACUGCAUUGUGUGUACAAUUAACAAUGGUAGCAUGUUACCUUCCUUAUGGUAUAGUCGUAGCUAUGGUACGGCAUUCUCCAUCGCUCAAUAUUGCCGUUCGCCUUGCAAUAUCCUUUGUGUUCUUAAACUCAUCCCUGAACCCAAUUCUCUACUGUUGGAAGAUCCGUGGAGUGAAGCUGGCAGUAAAGGACAUUAUAAGACAGUUGUGUAAAUCAUGCCUAACUGGGAAAUCUGGGGAGGAUUUAUCUGGCUAG